GCGAGUGGAACUGGAUCGGGUUUGCUGCCAGCGGCGUGAGCUUCGGCCGCCAUUUUACAACAGCUCCACUCGCGCCGGACAUAGGGAGCAGCGAGCACGCGUUUCCCGCAACCCGAUCUCCUCGGACAGGAUUCCUCCGCCGCAGCCCAACGGGGAGAUCUCUGGAAACAUGGCUACAGAACAUGUUAAUGGAAAUGGUACUGAAGAGCCCAUGGAUACUACUUCUGCAGUUAUCCAUUCAGAAAAUUUUCAGACAUUACUUGAUGCUGGUUUACCACAGAAAGUUGCUGAAAAACUAGAUGAAAUUUACGUUGCAGGGCUGGUUGCACAUAGUGAUUUAGAUGAAAGAGCUAUCGAAGCUUUAAAAGAAUUCAAUGAAGACGGUGCAUUGGCAGUUCUUCAGCAGUUUAAAGACAGUGAUCUCUCUCAUGUUCAGAACAAAAGUGCCUUUUUAUGUGGAGUCAUGAAGACUUAUAGGCAGAGAGAAAAACAGGGGACCAAAGUAGCGGAUUCUAGCAAAGGACCAGAUGAGGCAAAAAUUAAGGCACUCUUGGAAAGAACAGGCUACACACUUGAUGUAACCACUGGACAGAGGAAGUAUGGGGGACCACCUCCAGAUUCCGUUUAUUCAGGUCAGCAGCCUUCUGUUGGCACUGAGGUAAAGAAACUAAAAACUUGUACCUUUUGUAGUAAAUGCACAUGUGUCUGGUUUCCUAAAGAAACUCUCCAUGGUUUUUACUUCAUAUUUAAUUUACAGAUAUUUGUGGGGAAGAUCCCAAGAGAUCUGUUUGAGGACGAACUUGUUCCAUUAUUUGAGAAAGCUGGACCUAUAUGGGAUCUUCGUCUAAUGAUGGAUCCACUCACAGGUCUCAAUAGAGGUUAUGCGUUUGUCACUUUUUGUACAAAAGAAGCAGCUCAGGAGGCUGUUAAACUGUAUAAUAAUCAUGAAAUUCGUUCUGGAAAACACAUUGGUGUCUGCAUCUCGGUUGCCAACAAUAGGCUUUUUGUGGGCUCUAUUCCUAAGAGUAAAACCAAGGAACAGAUUCUUGAAGAAUUUAGCAAAGUAACAGAGGGUCUUACAGACGUCAUUUUAUACCACCAACCAGACGACAAGAAAAAAAACAGAGGUUUUUGCUUCCUCGAAUAUGAAGAUCACAAAACAGCUGCUCAGGCAAGGCGUAGAUUAAUGAGUGGUAAAGUCAAGGUUUGGGGAAAUGUUGGAACUGUUGAAUGGGCUGAUCCCAUAGAAGAUCCUGAUCCCGAGGUUAUGGCAAAGGUAAAAGUGCUGUUUGUACGCAACCUUGCCAAUACUGUAACAGAAGAGAUUUUAGAAAAGGCGUUUAGUCAGUUUGGGAAACUGGAACGAGUGAAGAAACUAAAAGAUUAUGCUUUCAUUCAUUUUGAUGAGCGAGAUGGUGCUGUCAAGGCUAUGGAAGAAAUGAAUGGCAAGGACUUGGAGGGAGAAAAUAUUGAAAUUGUUUUUGCUAAGCCACCAGAUCAAAAAAGGAAAGAAAGAAAAGCUCAGAGGCAAGCAGCAAAGAAUCAAAUGUAUGAUGAUUACUACUAUUAUGGUCCGCCUCAUAUGCCCCCUCCAACAAGAGGUCGAGGGCGUGGAGGUAGAGGUGGCUAUGGAUAUCCUCCAGAUUAUUAUGGAUAUGAAGAUUAUUAUGAUUAUUAUGGCUAUGAUUACCAUAACUAUCGUGGUGGAUAUGAAGAUCCAUACUAUGGUUAUGAAGAUUUUCAAGUUGGAGCUAGAGGAAGGGGUGGUAGAGGAGCAAGGGGUGCUGCUCCAUCCAGAGGUCGUGGGGCUGCUCCUCCCCGAGGUAGAGCCGGUUAUUCACAGAGAGGAGGUCCUGGAUCAGCAAGAGGCGUUCGUGGUGCGAGAGGAGGUGCCCAACAACAAAGAGGCCGCGGGCAGGGAAAAGGGGUCGAGGCCGGUCCUGACCUGUUACAAUGAAGACUGACUUGCUAUGUGGGAUUACACCAGAAGCUUGCAGUGGAGUAAUGGUAAGGAAAUCAAGCAACUUUAAAUAUCUCGGCUGUAUAGGAGCAUAUUCUAUUGCAGAAGACCUUCCAAUGAAGAUCAUGGAAUCAAAUACAGGACAUUGAACUAAUACUUGGACUUUGAUAUGAAUUUCUUUAACAAUUUUCUCUGCAGUGCAAGUUAUUAAACUAAAGCUACUCUAUUUUCCAAAUGUGUUCCAACAGAAAUUCUUCAUAACUUCUAGCAUGGUAUCUUAAUAAAGAAUAAAGUUCUUCUCUUUAAAAAAUCUGCUCUAAGUAGAUUUUUCCCCUGUUUUUUUAAAUUAAGGAUCCCAGCAGUGGUUUUCUGAAAUAUUCUCUUGAAUUUGUGCAUUUAAAUUUUAUUGCAGUGGUAUAGAUGAAUGCCAUUGUUGGUAUCCUUAAAUUUUAUUUCUGCUCACCAAGGUUAAUCAUGAUUGUCUAUAUCUUUUUUAUGGUAAUCACUUUUGAAUUGUGUUCAGAUAUGCAGUUUCAGGUGUAAUCAUCAGAGCUGGUUAGUCAGGCAUUCCAGAUAGUGGUUCUUUUCAGAACCUUUUUUAAAGGGUUGGUUAACUACCUCAGUAGCAGAGGAUUGAACUAUACCCUGUCUGUACUGUACAUAGAAAAUCUUUGUAGAUAAAAGCAAGGCUUGUUAAAUGAUAUGAGGGUAAGAUUUUAAUAUACCAAAUGUAACAUUCUUAGUUGCCUUUAGUUUCAGAGGCUUGUAAGACUUCCUCAUGACCAUCAUAACAGGCCUUGCUUUUGUCGUAUUUUGUGGCUGAAAAAGCAGCCUUGCUUCUUCAGAUAUUGUAGUUAUUUGGAUGUAUAAUAGUUUAGCAAGAUGUUACUUUUGUAAGACAUCAGAUGUUCAAAAAAAGUGCAUCCGAACUUGUACUAAAUACUGCAGUGUCCCUUUAUAAAAGUCAGACUAAAACUGACAGUUGUACAGUGAAGCCUGACAUUUGGAUAUUUUGAAGUUUUUUCAUAAAUCAUAGAGAUUAGUAUAUGGUUGUAGUUUAGCUUUUUAGGUAAAAGGUAUGUUUCAUUAGUGCAUUUCUUAUUGCUGAUCACUACAAAAAUGUGAAUCAGCUUUCCAUUUCUUACACAGGUCAUGAUAACUUGUAGAGUAGAGUACAAUCAUUUGUGCUAUGUUUUUAAUUUUCUAAAGCACCUUGAUGACAGUGAGUGUUCAGUGGUGAAGCAUCCUCUAUUGAAUCACCCUCAAAAAGUUUUUCUGCCAAGUUCUAAAUUGAUAGCUUAAAGUCAAAAGUGAAAUUAUAGUUUAAUUAAGACUUGGUAUAAAGAAAUCCCUUUCCCCCUUCCCCAAAGGGAUACUGCAGUUAUAUCACAUACCCAAUAGGCACCACGAUGAAGAUCAGAGCUUAUACUUAAGGUUUUAUACACACCAGUUCCCCCAGUAAAUGCAAAUUUAACAAGAAAAUUAGACGUGUCAUAUGUUCAAAAUGCUCAUGGCAAACAAUCAUUUUGCAUUCCUGCAAAUAAAAUUGUUUUAUACUGUAAGCUGGAGGCGAGUGUAACUUAUUUUUGUAAUAAAGUUUUUAUUUUUUUUAUGUGUCAUUAAUAUAAAUGUGUGUUAGUAUAGAAAUAUUCUGGUUUAAAAACUUAGAAUUGCACACAUUUCAGUAUGUUUAUUUGUACUUACAUAAUUUUAGAAUAGUGGUUGCCAAUAGCCUGUAUGUUUUACAUUAAUUGGUUUUUUUUAUGUUAUCUUAAUAAACCAUUUUAGUAUGUUGUAUGUCAGUUACUGGGAUAGCUGGGACAUAGAGUGUAAUUUAAAAUUUGUCAAUAAGUAUUCAUUGGAAUAUAUGUAAAUGUGCCUUGCCGGUUAUUGAAACUUACCUAAUGAGUAUGGGGUGACAAAAAUUAGUUCCUGGUGCUUAACGAAACUUUCUGCCACUGAUUUUAUAUAUUACCCCGUGCUUUUUUAAAGUACAUCUCUCUCAAAUCUUAGUGUAAGUUUGAGGGCUACACAAAACAUUUACAUUUCAUUCUGACAUAUAAUGAGUAUAAUAGGUUGUGGAAUAUGGGUAAACUCAAUGUAGCCUUCAGUAAAAUUGAAUCUCAGUGUAAUCCUUGGUGCUGGCAUUUCCCAGUUCCAAGGAAUUAUGAUCCCAUUAAAGAGGUCAUUGCCAUGCCUAUUGGCACUUUACUGUCAUACCCUUUUUAAGGGACACUGUCAAGGUGUUUAAGUUAAUUCUCAGAAUUAUUUGUUGGGAUUUUAGGACGGGUUUGUUUGGCUUAAGUAAGAACUGCAUUGUCAAGUUGAAAGAUGAACAUUUUUGUGAGUUCACAAAUGUGUUCUUAAAAAAAACAUUAAAAUACGGAGCUGUGGGUUUCUAAGACUAUUUGGCAUUCUUAGUUUUGGGAUUUGGGAGGGAAAACUGAUAAUUGUGAAGAAUUGAUGGGUAAUGUAAACAGUGGUGAUGAAAUGUACACACUCAAGUGAAAUUACUUGACAGUGUUCAUUUGAAUAACUUUGAAUUCAAGCCAUUAUAAUUUAAAAAUUAAAUAUCAUUUGCACUGUUCUGAUAAUGGGUGCAGUUUUUGAGCAAUAUAAUCAGAGCUAAAUAUGCAUGUAGUGAUUAGUGAUGUGAACAAUUAAGUUCUGAGAAGAAAUACUAACUGGUAUUUUCAAAUUUAAAUUUCUGUAGUAAAAUCAGUAUCAAACUUAUCAGAAAUCAAGGAAAACAGGCAAUGCAUAUAAACAUACUUUUGAAUGUUGUGUGGCCUAUAAAGCAAUAAUGCAAUUUAUAUGGAAUGUCAUGGGAUAUGAGAAAUGGAAAUGCAAAAAUAACUAAUCCUUUAGUAAAAAUGUCAACAUGUUAAAAGGGGAAUGUUAACUAAUGUAGGUUAUUGCUAUUUGUGAUUUGUUUAUGGGUUCUUGGCUUUGACAGCUUCAAAGAAUGGACAGAUAAGUUAAAGAAAUUUUGUACAUAUUGUCAAGGAAGGGGCCUUAAUUCCAAUAGUCAAGUCCCUUCCUUGGGGUGAAAAAUGUAUCCUUAAAACAUUCUGAUUGUUAAAAAAGAAAAGAACUAACCAAAACAGACGCAAGAUUUUGUUUCUGCAGACUACUUGGCAAUCAAAAGUGAUCAUUAAUCAGUUUUCAGAAAGUUGCUUUGUGAGAAAAUUGUGUUGAAUAUAUUCUCCCAGACAUAACUUUUUGUGGAAGAUUUUCAGCCAUUGCAGCUGAAUCAGAUGUUAGAAAUGAAGGAGGGAUUGAGCACAAAAAGCGGUUGCACACUCAUGAUGGCAGUUGUUACAUCAUGAGAAAUUUACAAAUAACUGCAAGUCUGAUUUAACAAAAUAUAUUUUCCUCAUAAAAUAUGAACAACAAAUGGAUUGAUAGGGUGAUCUUGGGUAUUCACUUGUAUAUAAGAUAUUUGAAAAGACUUAUUUAAUAUUAAGGUGAACAUCACGCUAGGUGGGCAAAAUUGUCACAUUCAGGACAGCUUUUUUGACUGCUAAGCCAAAAGUCACUGUUGAUCAGAAAUAGCAAAAGAUCACCUUGUUACAGAGUAUGGGAUGUAGUCUCUAAGGGGAGAAAUAAAAUAGUAGAAGGACUUCAUGUAUUUAGGAGAGGGAGAUAACCCUAGAGUACAUGAUUGCUCAGGUUCCUAAAACUUCCAAGAAUACCCACCAUGACCAUUUUCUCCCCAAUGAUGUAUAUUAUAAAAUUUUUAUCUGACUAGGAAUUCAGUGGCGGGUAUAAAA
Messenger RNA from Rhinolophus ferrumequinum (greater horseshoe bat), 5733 nucleotides. RefSeq names its product synaptotagmin binding cytoplasmic RNA interacting protein (gene SYNCRIP). The transcript has 11 exons. Gene Ontology annotation, molecular function: mRNA 5'-UTR binding. The coding region runs from base 170 to 1957 and encodes 595 amino acids. Gene Ontology annotation, biological process: CRD-mediated mRNA stabilization. Lineage: Eukaryota; Metazoa; Chordata; Mammalia; Chiroptera; Rhinolophidae. The record is from RefSeq and is a predicted model, not a curated record. Gene Ontology annotation, cellular component: CRD-mediated mRNA stability complex; ribonucleoprotein complex; nucleus.